Messenger RNA from Plasmodium inui San Antonio 1, 489 nucleotides. RefSeq lists its product as hypothetical. The coding region runs from base 1 to 489 and encodes 162 amino acids. The transcript is spliced from 2 exons. The record is from RefSeq and is a predicted model, not a curated record. Lineage: Eukaryota; Apicomplexa; Aconoidasida; Haemosporida; Plasmodiidae.
AUGACCGAAUCGACUUGGAAAGCAGUGAAGGAUGCUUUGUUAGAAAAAGGGUCAAAGGAAGUAGGAAAUGGACAAAGGAAAGUACAAAACAAUCCAAAGGAAACAGAAAUCGCAUUGAAGUCAUUGAAGGAUAGUGUAUUAAACAAUCCUUUUGUAAAGGAAAUGAUGUUGAACCAAUUGGAAGAUAUUUCACUGGGCAGCGAAAACCUGCUAGCCAAUACCUUAUCUGGGUUGACCAUACUAAGAGAGUUAGAAAAUAUUAUAGUACGAAAUGAACUGGCCAAUGAGUCCGAAUUAGAAGAUUUAAAAAAUAUUUUACUGGGCGAUCAACCCAUAUCGAACAAACAAUUGGAUGAGUUGUGUAUGUUUCUGUCUGAUCUAUUGAGUGAUGAUUCUAAUUUAGACGGUAAGAUGUUAAUAAGUAAAGCGCACUAUUUGAAUAAAAUUCCAAUAAAGAAUAAAUCCAUUUUUCUAAAAAACAAUGAUUAG